Molecule: messenger RNA, 1419 nt
Organism: Lachancea fermentati
Lineage: Eukaryota; Fungi; Ascomycota; Saccharomycetes; Saccharomycetales; Saccharomycetaceae
Source: the annotation of a GenBank genome assembly
AUGUCCAUUACAGAUGUUUAUAAAAAAGCCAAUCAAUCUCACUUGUUCAAUGAGUGGAAUAAUCUGAAUGAUGCACAAAGAAGACAAUUCGAGGAGAAUCUUCGUCAAGUAUCUCAUAGGGUUUCGCCGAGUGCUAUUGUUCGCGAUUGUCAGAAGGCACUGAAAUUAGCUGAAGAUAACGCUAGUGCAUCUAGCCCAAUUGAACCAUUGCCCGAGUACUCCUAUGAAUCUAUUAUCGGAAAUCCUGAGAUUGAGGAUGAGUACCAGAAGUUAGGGCUUGCAGCCAUAGCUCGAGGAGAAGUCGCUGUCAUUCUGAUGGCCGGUGGCCAAGGCACCAGAUUAGGGUCCAGUCAACCGAAGGGUUGCUACAAUAUAGGCCUCCCAUCCGGUAAGUCUCUGUUUCAAAUUCAAGCUGAAAAACUUCUGCGUCUUCAAAAACUAGCUCAGUCCCACAAACCAAUCCCUUGGUAUAUCAUGACUUCAAAACCAACGCGUGAGCCAACUGAGCAAUUUUUCAAAGAACACUCCUAUUUUGGACUUUCCCCUCAGCAAAUAACCUUCUUCAAUCAAGGAACACUCCCUGCUUUGGACUUGGAAGGAGCAAAACUUUUACAAAGCUCCCCUACUGAAUUGGUUGAAUCUCCAGAUGGUAACGGUGGCCUUUAUCGGGCUAUCAAAGACAACAAAUUACUAGAUGAUUUUGUCUCCAAUAAUAUCAGGCAUAUACACAUGUACUGUGUCGACAAUGUCCUCGUGAAACUGGCCGAUCCUGUAUUCAUAGGAUAUGCGAUCAAGCAUGGUUUCGAGCUCGCUACAAAAGCUGUACGGAAGAGAGAUGCUGCAGAAUCUGUCGGAUUGAUUGCCACGAAAGAUGGAAAGCCUUGCGUUAUUGAAUAUUCAGAAAUUUCGAAGGAGAUGGCAGAGGCAAAAGAUGAUCAGGGAUUGCUUAAAUUAAGAGCUGCCAACAUUGUUAAUCACUACUAUGCUGUCGAUUUGCUUGAACGUAAACUUGAUGAAUGGUGUGAUACGAUGCCAUAUCAUAUUGCCAAGAAAAAAAUUCCCUUUUACAACAACACUGAUGGGUCCUAUAUAAAACCAUCGGAACCAAAUGGAAUAAAGCUAGAACAGUUCAUUUUUGAUGUGUUUCCUUCAGUACCAUUAGAAAAAUUUGGUUGCCUUGAGGUUUACAGGGAAAAAGAAUUUGCGCCUUUGAAGAACGCUCCUGGCAGUGCUAAUGACAAUCCUGAGACAAGCCGUGCUGCAUAUUUGAAUUUGACAACAUCUUGGCUGAAAGAAGUGGGAGCACAAGUAAACGAUGGGGUGCAUGUUGAGGUAUCUGGUCGUGUGAGCUAUGCGGGCGAGUCGCUUGAAUCAUACAAAGACGAAAUUUUUGAUCAAGAUAAUGCAUUGGUAGAAUAA